Molecule: messenger RNA, 767 nt
Organism: Dreissena polymorpha
Lineage: Eukaryota; Metazoa; Mollusca; Bivalvia; Myida; Dreissenidae
Product: D-aminoacyl-tRNA deacylase 2-like
Exons: 3
Coding region: 12-533 (173 amino acids)
Biological process (GO): tRNA metabolic process
Cellular component (GO): cytoplasm
Molecular function (GO): D-tyrosyl-tRNA(Tyr) deacylase activity
Source: RefSeq, a predicted model, not a curated record
AGGACUUGCUCAUGGUUGCCAUGGCCUCUGAUGCUACCAACAGCAGACCAGCCCUGCAGUCCAGGGUGGUGCUUCAACAGUGUCUGUCUGCCAGACUCAUGAUUCAACCAGCCUCUGAAGGGAAGGAAGCCGAAUAUAUUGAGCGUGGAAUGGUGGUCUAUGUGUGUUACCUACAAGGUUCGGCUGAAGAAAUAAUAAGCGAAAUUGCAAGUUCAAUACUUAAUGCUCGACUAAGCGAGACAGACACUGGUCGCCUGGUAUCCAUUCUAGAUCUUCAUGGAGAUAUUCUCAUCAUUCCACAAGCCACACUGGGUGGCAACCUCAAGUGUAAAGGCAUGCAGUAUCACAGGAACAGUGACAAAGAAGACGGUUUAAAAAACUGUAUAAUAAGUGUGUUGCAUUGUUGGAAGGAACAGUUCAAAAUUCGACUGCAAAGUGCAAUAAAAACAUCUGUGAAGUACGGGACAUACGGCAAUAGACUAGUGUUUUCCAUGGAAACUAAUGGUCAAUAUACUCGUUAUUUAGAGUUUUGAUGCGCAAUAAAUCAUGAUAUUAUGUUAUUGUGUUUGUCUCGGGAGUAGCUUACGGGUAAGUUGUAUUUGGUUUUCUUACACAGUUUUAAAUGUAACAACACUAGUAGGCCAGACCGUUGUCAGACAUGCUUUUAUUAUUAUACAUAAAUAUUCACCUGGUGGCCUGCUUGGGUAAUACCAGUAUACUUCUGUUUUGUUUGAGCAUCAUAAUACCCUACAAGUGAUAAAGAUGAU